CUUCCCUGCGCUCCUCCAUCAUCCCCGGCCAGCUCCCCCCUCUACCCCCUAUUCCAUCCAUCAGGUAAUUCUUCCCAUCAUCACUGCAUUCUGCUCUUUCUUAUCUUCUUCUAGUCCGCAGUUCCGACCUGCUUUUGGGCUGGUUUCCUCCAUGCAAGGCUGUUGAUAUCACCGCAUACGCCAUGGCGACGGUAUCGCCACCCAAACCCUGGGAGAGGGCAGGCGCUGGAGGUUGGUGUCCUUAGGCCUAUGGUCUUUUAUCUUUGCAGGAAAACUGAUGGAUAUGUCAGGCGCUCCCUUAGCAGCAUCAUCCACCACCACCGCGGGGUCAGGGACAACAGCAACAUCACCCGCUGCUAACGGGACAACCGCUUCUUCCUCUGCCGCUCCCGACUUACCUUCUCGACCAAACAGUCUCAAUUCCGUCGUGAAUCGGACCGCGACCAACUACUCGCCAUACUCUGCCUCGCGCUUCGGCACCAGUCCCUACGGAAGCUACGGUGGAUAUGGCUCGUAUUCCUCUCCUUACUCGCGCUUUGGUACCAUGGGAUCCAUGUAUGGUGGUUACGGAGGCUACGGGGGCAUGUACGGUGGAAUGGGGGGGAUGUAUGGUGGCAUGCCCGGGAUGUCUGGUGAUCCCAACGAUCCUAAUAGCUUGACAAAUUCUUUCAGUCAGAGCACACAGGCGACUUUUCAGAUGCUCGAGAGUAUUGUCGGUGCGUUUGGAGGGUUCGCGCAGAUGCUUGAAAGUACUUAUAUGGCUACUCAUAGCUCAUUCUUUGCAAUGGUAUCUGUCGCAGAGCAGUUCGGGAAUCUUCGCAACACUCUCGGAUCGGCUCUAGGUAUUUUCACAAUUAUUCGAUGGCUCAAGACGCUUUUCGCAAAGCUUACCGGUCGUCCACCGCCGGCUGAUGCCACUGCUCUUACUCCUUCGGCCUUCGAGGCGUUUAUGCAUGGACGUUCGGUGUCAGGAUCCCUUCCAGAUGGCUCUCCUGUCCCGAAACCGUCGAAGAAGCCAUUCUUGGUCUUCGUCCUUGCCGUCUUUGGCCUUCCUUACCUGAUGGGCAAGCUGAUCAAGGCACUUGCCCGUUCGCAGGAGGAGGAGAUGAAGCGUCGACAGCAGCUCCUGGUGGGCGCGAACGGUGAGAUGAGCCAGGCAGACCAACCCGCACCUUUGGAUCCUUCUAAGCUUGACUUCUGCCGCGUGCUGUACGACUACACGCCGGAGUCGCAAGAGAGCAGUGGGAUCGACCUGGCGGUGAAGAAGGGGGACAUUGUGGCUGUGCUUAGCAAGUCCGACCCGAUGGGCAACGCAUCGGAAUGGUGGCGGUGCAGAGCACGAGAUGGCCGAGUUGGGUAUCUCCCCGGCCCAUACCUGGAGACGAUCCAGCGACGGCCUGCGCAGCAAGCGAUCACAUCCGGCAGUACGGCAGGGAGCCGGAGCAGCACGAUGAAUGAAGCAACCGCGAAGAUUGAAGAACUGCGUGCGCAGCAGCAUGCGAAACAGGCAGUUGAGAAGAAGCCGGAACUGAAGGGGAAAAUGGGAGACAUCUCACCUGAGAGUUUUCAGAAAAGCGCGUUUUAUUCUUGAAACCUGACAGACAGGACUGGACCAGAAGGAUUGGUUGGGUUUGGAUCCGGGGCUAAAGUUCUGGGAACAGCGCCAGAUUCAUCAUUCCAUGAUACGCCAUAUUACUCAUUUUAUUGUUAAUCUGCUGGUUGGGCCGGAUGGUUCUAGACUUUGUUACGUUCUUGCGUGUUCUUGUUAUAGUUAUUGUGGACAUUGUUUACAUGGGGCAGUAUGUACCGAUUCCGUGGAGUUUCCACUGUGGAGCGGCAAUUCAUGUAUUGAUAUCAAAUCCCUUGGCAUUUUUCACCCUGCUGUGUGGGUCUCCCGGGAAGUAUGGAGUUACUCGGUAGUAGCUGGGGGAUGUGCAUCCUGAUGAUGCUGACGAUCAAUAAUCACCAACGAGAUUAACGACCAGGCCUAUUUGGUUGCACGUGUUGUCUGCAGCCUGAGACUGACGAUGAGAAAGCAAUCUUACUGAAGAAAGUCGACAGAAAGUUUGAUCUCAGCCAACCUCACUCUCCGUCUUGGGUAGUAUUCAACUCGACUCAGCUCAGCUCAGCUCAACUUUAUUCAUAAGUGCCGUGCUUAGUACCUGGUAAUUAGGUAUUGUUUGACUUUCAGAGUGGAUAAGACGGAUUAGGUAUUAUGCAUUCCACAGUUGUAUGCAGAGUAACUGAACUAACAGUUAUUAAUUAAAACUGUUAGUACACACAGACUGAAGAAACAUAAUAGAUGAUCUACAC
Messenger RNA from Monascus purpureus, 2313 nucleotides. NCBI's taxonomy places the organism in Eukaryota, Fungi, Ascomycota, Eurotiomycetes, Eurotiales, Aspergillaceae. The record is from the annotation of a GenBank genome assembly.